GAAUUAUUUAUUACAAAUAUAGGCAACAGAUUUGUUUAAAAUAUAAGGUAUAAAGGCAGAACAGGGAUUAAUCAUAAAAGCUAAUUAACUGCUGGUGUAACUGAUAAGGAGGCAGUUUAUCAUUACCUUCACAUUAACAUUAAUCAAACAGGAGGCUAAAGGAUUCCAACAAAAGAAAUGGUAGAAACAGUAGUGAAUUUCUUUGAGAUAUAAAUACUGCUAAAAAUGAAUUAUCAUGCUAUGUUGUCGAACUUUACCAAGGGAGGGGUAGAUGACCCAGAAUAUGAUCUACUACGUGAGGCUGGACUCCGGGGAUUCAUCAUAUUUCUUUAUGUCGCAGUCAUCGUGCUGGGAGUGCUUGGUAACAGUAUCGUUGUAAUCAUCGUCAUCAGGAAUCCGCAAAUGAGAAAUGUCACAAAUAUCUUCAUAACGAACUUAGCGAUUUCAGAUAUCGCACUGUGUAUAUUUAAUCUUCCAUUUCAACUGCACUAUCAGUUAAUGGAUACAUGGAUAUUCGGGGAAACAAUGUGUCGUGUCAUCUUCUCAACAUUUGGCGUCCCGUUACAGGCAAGUACUUUAUCUAUGAUGGCGAUUGCGAUGGAUCGUUACUGGUUAAUCGUAUACCCUCUGCGUCAACGGAUGUCAAUAACACAAUGUAUUAUUAUAAUAAUCAGCAUAGCGACAUUCAGUUUACUUUUAGCAACACCUUUAUUUUUCUUCUCACAUAUCUUUGAAGUGGUCGAUCCUGAUUUGAAAAUCCACCGAUUAUACUGUAUAGAGACAUGGCCCCGAGAAUCAGAAAAACAAGUGUAUAGCAUCGCAUUAUUCACCGCCCAAUUCUGUAUUCCUGUUAUAUUGACAGCAUUGAUUUACGCAAGGAUCUACGCACGUUUAAAAAAUAGACCAAUCAGAAGACAAGACACUGCCGGGAAAAUGAAAACCACCAAAAUUCUGAUUUCAAUUGUUAGUGUUUUCAUUAUUUGCUGGUUACCUUGGAAUGGAUUCACGUUGUUGCUGGAAAUCGAUAAAACUUUGGUGACAGGUCGACAUACCAAAACAGUAGACAUGAUUUUGAAGGUGUUUGCGAUGAGCUCGGCAUGUAUAAACCCAUUUCUCUACUGCUGGUUAAAUGAAAACUUCCGAAAAGAAUGGGACAAAUUUGUGUCAAAAGUACAGCAAACUACGCCACUAAUAUUUCGAUCAGAUGGACAUACAAAUCUUCAGACCUCUGUGUUACAUUCCAAUCAGGUUAAUAACAACAUACCUAGCAAUGCAGUAUCAAUGCCUGCAUGUAUUCAAAAUCAGAAAUCAAAAUCACUCACAAAAUUCCAAACCCAAAAUAAUGUUUUUAAGCUAAAGAAAUCUGAUAACAAGCAGCAAAAUGGUUGCUCUAAAAACCUCCUAACUGUCAAUAGCUGUGACACUAAAUUACAAAUGAAUGGAUGCUCUAAAGUAAAUGACCCCUCAUCUAAGGACUUAACAGAAGUUGACAGUCCACAGGAACUGCAAAAAUGCUCACUUAUGGUGACAAUGGAUAAAAUGUUCUCAAAGAGUGACAUAUUGCACCAAGGUAAUCUUGAUUAUGACACCAAAUUGUAUAAAGAAACAUUGUCAAUAUGAACAUAUGCACAUUGCAUUUAUAAUGAACAUUUCAAUGAAUCCUCAUUUUACCAUAUUCAUGAUUUAUGACUUAUUCUUAAUAAAGCAUACCAGUGUAUUAUUUUAUUUUUCAAUUCAACAAAACAAAUGUAACAGCUUUUGUCUGUUAAUGUGUUUUAGGAUGAGAGACACGAAGCUGAUGGCUAUGAAAAAAUUAUUAGAAAUUGUAAUACUUUUUAUCGUUAUAAUAUAUCAUUAAAUACAAUAUCUCCACAGAGAUGUGGACUAUAAUAAGUUAUAAGGUAUUCCAAGGAUGGUGUAAUACUAUGAUUAUUUUGUUUCACUGAACACUAUCAAACAUUCUGUCAUCUCUCUGUGAGUAGUACAAAGUGUAGAUUAGUUUCAUUAAAAAUGACAUUGAAUGAGAAAUGAUGACAUAAUUGUGUUUCUCUAACAAUAAACACGGAAACUAAUAUUGAUUGUGACAACUGAGAUUAUUUGUAUUUCUGUUCUUGUAAAUGUAUCAUACCAUUGAUUUUGAAAUGGAUCGUGUAUGCCAAUGCCAUUCUAUCGCAGCUGUAAAAACAUGAUGAGCAAAAAUAGAUCAUCUAUUGUAUAAUUCUAAGCAAAGAGAGAUCAUUAAACUCUGUGAACAGCUAUCAGUUGACACACAUAUUAAUCAUAUGACUACAGGAACAGGAAGCGUAGGAAAUAAUCUGUUUAAUAAUUUCUGAGUUUCUAGGGGUUUCGUGAUUGAGGAAAGUAGAUCGUGUUAAACUAAUUAUAUCAAUGUUCAACAUUAUUCGUUUUUGUCACACUAAGAUUUAUAUUUUCAAAUCAGAAUUUCCUCUGAGCUGGUCUAAUAUGAUGUAAAAUAAAACUAUGUAUAUUCAACAAAUGAAAUAGACAGAGCAUGAUAUGCUCUACAUCUAUUAUUAAUACCCAAG
This is a messenger RNA of Owenia fusiformis, 2546 nucleotides long. Lineage: Eukaryota; Metazoa; Annelida; Polychaeta; Sabellida; Oweniidae. The record is from the annotation of a GenBank genome assembly.